AUGGCAUCCUCAAAGCCUCCAGCUUCACAAGUUUCUGAUUCGACAUUAAUGGAUACAGCAAAUACCGCUACAAAAAUCGCGGACGAAAAACUCGAAAUACCUGACCAUGAAGAUAACCCUCAAGAAAAGGAGUCAAAAGCAAAGACAAUCCUUGUUUUCAUUUCGGUGUUUCUAAGCAUGUUUCUAGUCGCAUUGGAUAGAACCAUCAUUUCAACGGCAAUACCCCAAAUCACAGACGAAUUCAACUCCAUAACCGACGUUGGUUGGUACGGAAGUGCAUACCUACUGACAUGCUGCGCUUUCCAACUACUCCUCGGAAAAGUCUACACUCUAUACCCGAUUAAAUUCGUCCUGAUCGGUAACAUCCUACUCUUCGAAAUCGGCUCAGCAAUUUGCGGAGCGGCGCCAAAUUCUUCUAGUUUCAUAGUUGGAAGAGCGAUAUCUGGAAUCGGAGCUGCUGGAAUAUUCGCAGGAACGGUCGUAUGCAUCGUACACAUAGUCCCUCUCCACAAACGUCCACAAUUCCAAGGCCUUUUCGGUGGGCUGUUUGGUCUGGCUUCGAUCAUUGGACCAAUCGUUGGUGGGGCGUUUACUUCACAUGUAUCAUGGAGAUGGUGCUUUUAUAUCAACCUUCCCCUCGGUGGGGUAUCGCUUCUUGUGAUAUUCUUUUGGCUUCAUAUUCCGGAGCAGGAGACUAUGAAGCAUCCGUGGGCAGAGAAGUUGCUUCAACUUGAUGUUGUUGGUACUACGAUGCUAGUCCCCGGAGUGGUUUGUCUUGUGUUAGCCAUGCAAUGGGGUGGACAGAAAUACGAUUGGAACAAUGGACGAAUUAUAGUUUUACUCGUCCUCAUGUCGGUUCUUCUUGCCGGGUUCGCUGCGGUGCAAGUACUAAUCCCCAAAACUGCCACUCUACCAAUCCGCAUUUUCAAACAGAGAAGCGUCGUCUCGGGUUUCUGGCAGACGCUAUGCAUCGGAUCUAGCAUGUACGUUUAUAUUUACUUCCUCCCACUCUGGUUUCAAACAAUCAAGGGAGUCUCCGCCGUCGACUCCGGCAUCCGUAUCCUUCCAUUCAUGUUAUCAAUGGUAGUCGGUUCAAUGAUUGGUGGCGCCGUAACAACACGAGUAGGGUACUAUACCCCCUUCGCCAUCGUCGGUUCCUCUAUCAUGUCCGUUGGUGGUGGUCUCCUCACAACUCUCCAAAUCGAUAGCGGACCGAGUCAAUGGAUUGGCUACCAGGUAGUCUACGGCCUGGGUAUGGGACUAUGUUUCCAAGUACCAAACCUAGCGGCACAAACAGUACUACCGAAACAAGAUGUUCCAAUAGGAAUAGCACUCAUGUUCUUUGGACAACUGUUGGGAGCGGCGAUUUUUGUGGCUGUUGGAGAGAAUGUACUUGGGAAUCAACUAGUGAAUCGGUUGAGUGGGGUACAAGGGAUUGAUAGAACAUUGAUUACGGAGGGAGGAGCCACGACCCUUUUGAGCGGAUUGGAUGCGGAGCUCCGAGAAAUUGUGCUUGUUGCGUAUAGCGAGGCUUUGAGGAAGGUAUUUCAAGUUGGGUUGAUAGUUACAUGCCUCGCUGUCAUUGGGGCUGCGACAUUAGAAUGGAGGAGUAUACUGAAAGAGCAAGCUCAGAGAGACAAGGACGCCCAAAAGGAAGCAGAGGACCAAAAAGCCUAG
Molecule: messenger RNA, 1677 nt
Organism: Orbilia oligospora ATCC 24927
Lineage: Eukaryota; Fungi; Ascomycota; Orbiliomycetes; Orbiliales; Orbiliaceae
Exons: 5
Coding region: 1-1677 (558 amino acids)
Biological process (GO): transmembrane transport
Molecular function (GO): transmembrane transporter activity
Source: RefSeq, a predicted model, not a curated record